This is a messenger RNA of Peniophora sp. CBMAI 1063, 1581 nucleotides long. The record is from the annotation of a GenBank genome assembly. NCBI's taxonomy places the organism in Eukaryota, Fungi, Basidiomycota, Agaricomycetes, Russulales, Peniophoraceae.
AUGUUACGUGCCGUCGCGUCCGCUCAGUCUCCCUUACGCCGCGCGCACACCCGGAACAUCUGGUCAUGGUUCACUACGCCUCCGAAGGUCCAGGAGCAGAAGUUCAGAGAUAAAGUGAACUACAAUGACGAGAUCUUCGAGGAGAAGGUGCCGAGGGAGGAAUUAGUCAACCUCCCGCGCGUCACCGCCAAUACGCUAGAGGCAUACACCAAGCCUCCGACCAAGGUCAAGAUGCUCGUGCGCGACUACAUCGAGGACGCGCUCUACAACCCCAAUUACGGCUACUUUCCCAAGCAGGCGACCAUCUUUACGUCUGCGGACACGACCAUCCCAUUCAAUGAGAUCAACGACAUGUUUCAGUUCGACCACGAGGUCACUAAGCGUUAUUCGUCUUACGGAAAGGACGAUGGGCAAGGUCCAGGCAGGCAGAUUUGGCACACUCCAACGGAGCUCUUCAAGCCGCACUAUGGCCACGCUGUUGCUCACUGCCUCGUAUCCGAGUACUUACUCAAGUACUUUCCGUACGAAGACUUGGUCAUCUAUGAGAUUGGCGCUGGCAAUGGAACGCUUGCGCUAAACAUUCUUGACUUCAUUCGCGACAAGUACCCGGAGGUAUACGAGCGUACCAGCUACCGCAUCGUGGAGAUUAGCGGACGUCUAGCCAAGUUACAACGGCAGAAGCUACUCCCACAUCACCCCUGUGUUACAGUGACCCAUAAGAGCAUCUUCCAUUGGGAUCAGACCGAGUCGGCACCAUGCUUCUUCAUAGCGAUGGAAGUCAUAGACAACUUCGCGCACGACGUGGUGCGUUGGGACCUGCGCACUCUCCAACCUUAUCAGGGUGUCGUUACCGUGGACGAGAAUGGGGACUUUGGCAUGCACUACGAGCGUGUCAGCGACCCGCUGGUCUCAUCGACCCUUGCUCUCUACCGACAACUCAAUCACAAACCUCCAGUACCCGCAUGGCUCGCGAAGUUCCCAUACCUUCGAGAAGUCCAUUCGUCUCUCAUCUUCGCGGCUAAUCUAUCACCUCCUGAGUACAUCCCUACGCGCAUGCUCAGCCUAUUACGGACCUUACGACGGCACUUCCCGCGACAUCGACUGCUUCUCUCGGAUUUCGCAACGUUGCCAGAUACUAUUCCUGGUAUCAACGCGCCCGUGGUGCAGACACGCUUCCGAAACACAACCGUGCCCACGUCGAAGCUGCUCGUGCACCAGGGCUACUUCGACAUCUUCUUUCCGACCGACUUCGAGCGCUUACGCGACAUGUAUGAGUACAUGCUCGGUCAGCCGGUGCUUUCGGAUAGCGUCGCAGGGACUGGACGAGCAUCGCCACUUGCGACGAGCGCCAGCCCAUUGCAGGCAGGCUCGGGUUACUUCUCAUCCUUCCAACCACGCAACAGGCGCGCACCGAUCGACGGCGUCACAAGUUCCAGCGGCUUGCCUGUCGGCCAACGGAAAUCGAACGUCUUCACCCACGCCGAGUUCCUCGAGACAUACGCGGAUCUUAGUAAAACGCGUCUCCGCAGCGGAGAGAACCCUAUGUUGGAGUAUUACAAGAAUGUCAAGUUCUUAUUUUGA